CAGCUGUUCGUGUUUUUGAAUUUAAAAAAUUGACAAGUUACUAAAGAAAAAAUAUUUAUCAAGAUUUUAAAAUUUGUGAUAAAAAAUGGCAGAGAUUGAUGAUAAAGAAUUGCACCCAAAAAGUAUUAAACUUCCAGCAGCUGUUGAAGUAUUUGCAAAUUUAAAAAACGCUCAAAAUUUCGCCAUCGACAUUGGAUUGUCUUUGACAAAAAUUGCGUAUUAUUCGACAAUAAGUUAUCGGAAAGCGUUGUAUGAUAACGAAGAAUUAAAUAAUGACAGCAGUGAACUGAUAACCUACAAGCUGCAAGAAGGCUCACGGCUUCAUUUUGUUAAAUUUGAAACUCGUCAUAUUGAAAAUUGUCUGGAUUUUGUAAAAGAAAAUCUUGUUAAUGCUGAACGUUUUCAAGGAAAAAGUAUUAAAGUUACUGGAGGCGGUGCUUUUAAAUAUUCAAAGUCUAUUCAAUCAAAAUUAGGUUUACUAGUUGACAAAGAAGAUGAAAUUUCAUGUUUGAUAAAAGGCUGUAAUUUUUUAUUAAAAAAUAUUCCGUGCGAGUCAUUUGAAUUUGAACGUCACGGUAAUCCCGAGUAUAAAUUUGAAAAAGCUGGACCCAAUAUAUUCCCAUAUUUACUAGUCAAUAUCGGAAGCGGUGUCAGCAUUUUAAAAGUACAAUCUGAAGAAGAGUUUGAGCGAGUCGGUGGUACUGCUACUGGUGGCGGUACAUACUGGGGUCUUGGUUCAUUAUUAACUAAAGCUAAAGGUUUCGAUGAACUGCUGGAACUAGCAGAGAGAGGAGAUCACAGGAACGUAGACAUGCUCGUCAAAGAUAUUUAUGGCGGAGAUUAUUCGUCGCAGGGACUGUCGGGAGAUUUAAUAGCCUCUUCUUUUGGGAAGACGAUGUCCUGCAAUACGAUCCCGGGGCCGCAUAACUUUUCCGAGGCUGACAUUGCCAGGAGUUUGCUGUUUAUGAUCAGCAAUGACAUUGGACAGAUUGCUAGUCUCUAUGCUUCUAUUCAUAACAUGGAUAAAGUUUAUUUCGGUGGUUAUUUUUUGAGAAAUCAUCCUCUUUCCAUGCAUUCUAUUUCAUUUGCUAUCAAAUAUUGGUCUCACGGUAAAGUAAAACCAUUAUUUCUACGUCAUGAAGGCUACCUCGGUGCAAUAGGAGCAUUUUUAUACGGUACUGAACAAGCAAACUCUUACAGUUGGUUAGAAAAUUACGCCGGGUCAUCAGGAUUCAAAGAUUCAGUAGCCACUGACUUGGGAAUAAAAGUCGACCAACUGGAAAUAGACAGGGCAGAGAACGCUGUGAGCUUCUGCCCACUUCUUACUGACCCGGUCUCUUACAACCCUGACACCACGGACCUGGCCCAGGACAAAGAAGCUCGGGACUACUGGCUCCAGUGUUUUGAGGAGUCAGUCGACAAAUUCGUAGCUCGUGCUAUUCACAGUCAGCCCCAGAGCCCCACUGCCAAGGACCGUGCCAGCAAACUCAAAGAAAAAUACGUAAAUCGUCUUCAUUACUUGCAUCUACAACCAUUUGCAUACGGAACUUUGACUGUCAGAACUCUAUUGGACACCAUCGAGCACUGCAUGAAAGAAUUUGAUUUUCCGGACCCUUAUUUCGAGUUGAAAAAAAAUGAAAAUGAAGAGGCGCUAAAUUUUUUAGAACAACGUCUAGAUGUUUUAGAUAAAUUAGCAGGAGCUGAAAAAAUUAGUGACUUAAUUUUAGGAGUUUUGGCUGGUAAUAUUUUUGAUUGGGGAGCCCAAGAAGUUGCUGAUAUUAUGGAGUCAACAAAAUUUCGGUUUGAAGAUGCUCAGAAUAAAAUUCCAGACAGGCCAUGGCUACAAGACAAUUUAGACGAUUGGAUAACGAGACUCGAACAAGACCCGCCUCAUAAAUGUGCGGCGAUAUUCGUUGACAACAGCGGAGUUGAUAUAGUUCUUGGAAUACUUCCCUUCGUAAGAGAUUUACUCCAACGUGGUACCAAAGUUAUUUUGUGCGCGAAUUCAAUGCCGGCUUUGAAUGACGUCACUUAUCCUGAGCUACUGAUUAUUUUACGCGACGCAGGUAAAAUUAGUAAGGACAUAAAGUACGCGUUGAAGGAAAAUCGGCUGAUGGCGAUGGAGACAGCGCAAGCUGGGCCUUGCCUGGACCUCAGCCGAUUAAAUUUGGAUUUAUGUAUGGCGAUGGUAAAACACAAUGUCGACUUGGUUGUGAUCGAGGGGAUGGGCAGGACACUGCACACAAAUUUGUACGCGAAAAUGAAAUGCGAGUGUCUGAAAUUGGCUGUUAUAAAAAAUCGUUGGCUCGCGUUGAGACUGGGCGGCGACAUGUACGCGGUUAUUUGUAAAUAUGAACGGCCAUCGAGCUCCCAUGCACUGAGACUGAUAAAUAAUGACAGCAAUCAAGAGACCAGCGAUAAAAAGACACUUUGUGUUAAUGAAAACACGUAAUUUUAAAUUAUUCAAUAAUAACUUUUUUAUUUCAUUUGGAAGAUUUAUAAAUUAACAAAUCACUAUUGCCUUAAAUACUUCAGU
This is a messenger RNA of Microplitis demolitor, 2536 nucleotides long. Its product is annotated as 4'-phosphopantetheine phosphatase. NCBI's taxonomy places the organism in Eukaryota, Metazoa, Arthropoda, Insecta, Hymenoptera, Braconidae. Gene Ontology annotation, molecular function: ATP binding; pantothenate kinase activity. The record is from RefSeq and is a predicted model, not a curated record. The transcript has 10 exons. Bases 86 to 2452 code for a protein of 788 amino acids. Gene Ontology annotation, cellular component: nucleus; cytosol. Gene Ontology annotation, biological process: coenzyme A biosynthetic process.